Oncorhynchus keta (chum salmon) is the source of this 1427-nucleotide messenger RNA. RefSeq lists its product as uncharacterized. The coding region runs from base 121 to 987 and encodes 288 amino acids. The transcript has 5 exons. Lineage: Eukaryota; Metazoa; Chordata; Actinopteri; Salmoniformes; Salmonidae. The record is from RefSeq and is a predicted model, not a curated record.
CUGUCCUUUCACACUCCAUUGGUACUUCCGCUGUAAGUCUGCGAGGACGUCGUCAACACUUCUGCGGAGCAGUCGACAGGGACCAGCGAACACGAAUGUUCCUUGGUGAAACUCCACGGCAUGAUGAAGACACAGGGUGUAUUGGUGGGGGUGUCUCUGCUGACUAGCGUAGCUCUGCUGGGGCUGAUAAACGUGCGGCAGAAAGAAGAGAUGAAGGAGCAGAAACAUGUAUCGUUCGAGACGAUUAAACUGCGUGUGACCAGAGACGUACUGGGAGAGUACCAACACGAGGCGAUCAGAGUCCACAACCUGCUGGACAAGACCAAGGCUCAGGUGGAUACUCUGGGGUCAGAACUCCCCCCACUGCAGGCUGCAGAGGCCAAGAAGAAGAGUGAACUGGAGGCAUGCCAGGGAGAAAAGAAACAUGUUGCUGAUGAGGUGGGGGCCGUUGAGGCAGAGAACAGUAACUCUAAACCUGAGUUUGAGAAGCAAAAGGCUGCCUGGGAAGCAGAGAUGACGUCUUUCAAACAGCAGGUGGUGCAGCGCAGCAAAGUGUGUGUCUUUGUGAAGAAGGACUCUGUAGAGGGAAGGAAACUGUGUGGGGAUGAACCGCCUAAACAAGAGGCUGCUCCAAAACCAGAUGCCCCCAAACCAGAAGAAUCCAAACCAGAUGCUCCCAAACCUGAUUCUCCUAAAGAAGCCCCCAAACCAGAUGAACCCAAACCUGAUUCUCCUAAAGAAGCCCCUAAACAAGAGGCUGCCCCCAAACCAGAAGAACCCAAACCUGAUUCUCCUAAAGAAGCCCCUAAACAAGAGGCUGCACCCAAACCAGAAGAACCCAAACCUGAUUCUCCUAAAGAAGCCCCUAAACAAGAGGCUGCACCCAAACCAGAAGAACCCAAACCUGAUUCUCCUAAAGAAGCCCCUAAACAAGAGACUGCCCCCAAACCAGAAGAACCCAAACCUGAGGCCCCAAAGAUGAGAUGAGCUGAGCUGGGGAUGGAUGAAGAGAACGUGGAAUCAAAGAAAAGACAUAAGAGACCUUCUGCAGGACAUUUCUGUUCCUUUUUAAACUCGUUAGAACUUGUCCUUCAUGCUACUUUAGAGUCUAUUAACUACCAUCUAACAUGAGUGGAUAUUGAAUACUGUUUGUUAACCUUGUCCAUUCCUCUCUCUCAGUAUGACCCUCCCUCAGGGGGUGUUUGUGUGUGUGAUUUGAACAAAUGUGUAUGUGUCACCAGUAUCGACCAAUCGGAAAGUCCAGAGCCUCUCUCUGUCACUCCUCAUCAUCCUCACUCUGUUACCCCGGUGACGGUAUUUUGCAGUGGUGGCAACCAUAGCAUUGACCAAUCAAAAGUCGUGGAUUAAACUAAUGGUAUUUCUGUUAAGUCUGAUUCUGAUGUAAUAAAGCUUAACCCUAAAGGAAA